Zootoca vivipara (common lizard) is the source of this 3619-nucleotide messenger RNA. NCBI's taxonomy places the organism in Eukaryota, Metazoa, Chordata, Lepidosauria, Squamata, Lacertidae. The record is from RefSeq and is a predicted model, not a curated record.
CCUCUUUCUUGUUGCCCUGUAGUUAUGUAAGCCUCCUUUUGAAACGGUUCGCCUGCAAAUGGAGCAAGCGUGUGGCAGAUGGCCGGAGAUGGUGGCCCUGGGAUCCAUAAGUUAAAUGCCCAAUUGCUGUGCAGGCGGAUUCAUUUGUAACGCCGAACUUGAAGCACAAAGAGCGAGCGAGAUUUGCACCCGAGCGGUGGCUGAGAGAGAACCCUUCUCAGAGCUGGGGAAACUUCUCUAAGAAGCUGACGGAGGAGAUCUAGGGAGGUUGCAUGGGGAGAUCUUCCCCAGCAUGUGGAAUAGGAGAUCAGGGGAAGAAAGAGCGGCUGUCUCUUCUCCCGUUUCUCCACCGCUCAUAGCAGAAAAAUCCUCAGACGUGGAGAAGAGGGGGAAGUAUCAGAUUCCACUCCUUCGUGCCCGGGACAAUUGCUUUCAUUUUUUGUGACUCACCGAAUAGAGGGGAAUUGAACAGGGCUGGGCCUUCUGCUCAUGCGAGCUGCAUCUUGAAAAACAAAGGAUAAUUUUAAAAGGCGGGGGUGGGGGGACAACACUAGGGAAAAAUGUAGGAAUCUGAGCCCAGCGAUCAAGGUUCACAUCUGGCGUUCUGGGCAGGAGCUGGGCUGCUUCUCGGCCGGUGCAGCACAAUGGGCUGAAUAGGCCCAAGGCUAUUUCCAGGCACUGUCUGAGUGCAUAUGGAGUCACAAAUAAAGUCACAGGAGGGUGGCAAGCAUAAUCUGCCCUGGGACUUAUGGUGAGAAAGUGCCGGCUGCAAGAGCAAGUGAUCAUUGUUCCAUUUAAUGAGGGACAUGGGUACAUGUAAGGAAAAAACAAGUGAUUUUGGAUUGCCAGGUUUCGUUUUGCUGUUUCUGCAACUUUCACCAAAGCUGCAUAACAACUGAGACUAAAAUCUUACCUGGGUGUCAAGUCUAAUUAAAUUUAAUGGUGCUUCUGACAAGGCAUGUCUUGGAUUGCGCAGUAGGCAAGUUAAGCUUUUCCAACCAUACCUCUAUGCCAGGGAAACCAAUUACCUGAGUCAUACCUGUGUGUCAUGUGGCUGUGUUAAAGGCAGAGUCAGUACGAAAGGGAAAAAAGGAAGAAAGAGAAAGUGGCAUUGUUCGUCGCUUUCUUUGAAACAAACACUGUGUGUGAACUCGGCAAAUGGCAUUUAUACCCCUUUUUCCAGAUGCGGGAACUUUAAAAAGUUAGUGGAAAUUUGUUGUCCAGGAAGCCAUAGCUGUGACGUUAGGGAAAGAGCAAACAAUUCAAGCAGGAGAGAUACGGAGGAAAGACAGGGUUCCAGAUUGCAAAAGAGCAUGGAGCACCUGCACCUUUGAUAAAUCCAUCUAUAUAGUUAUUGAAGGUGCAAGAGCCCCGUCCUCUUUUCAUGCCUAAUGGAGAAGCACAGGUACAAAUGCACUGCUGGAAAGAGGAAGCCUGUUCUGUCUGCUGCUACAGAGCCCCCCCCCCAAAUAACUUCUAUACGUCACUCAGCCCAAGGGGGAAGGUUGGCCUGUAUAUGCAGCCAGCACAGCAUAAUCGUAAACAGUACAGUAUAUGAUUGCUGAAAUUAGAAUCCACUUUUCUCCUGGCAAGGCUGCUAUUCCUUUUAUAGCAGCAUAUAUAACAGAAACACGGAAAGCUGCUUUAUAAAGAGUUGGUCCAUUGGUCCAUCUCGCUCAGCAGUAUUCCUGACAGCAGUACUCCAGGAUUUCAGCCAAGGGCACAUUCCCAGGCCUACCUCGAAAUGCCAGUGAUUGAACCUGGGAUCUUCUGAAUGCAGAGCCAGGGUUCUACCACUAAGCUGCAGCCUUGCUCUGACACAACACAUAAUGAUACAAGAUCAGAUCACUGUGUAGCCAUAUCAGCAAAAGCAAUCUCUCUUGCAUUUCUGCCUGUUGUGCAGGUGUUUGGGCAUACACAAAAAGCUGGCCAUAUAAACACACUCGUGUGUGUAUAAGCACCCAAAGGGAGACUAUAGAUAAAAUCUCUGUAGCUUUGGUAUCUCUCAUUCAGGUAUGAAGAUCUUAACAGAUAGGGCCCUUCUCAGCUAACACCUGCACAACAUAAGCAUGCAGAGAUGGCUUUCGUUUCUUUCAUUCUUUGGAUUUCAUCCCCCACCCCCAUCUGUUUCCUUUUGGAAACGGAUAAUAACAGGUGCAGCUUUUCCAAGCAUGGCAAUAAAGCACUGUUGGAACCUGCACCUAUUGUACUUCUGCUCAUUUUUAAAUUGCAUUUAUAUCCUGUUCUUCUCCAGGGAGCUCAAGGUGAUGUUCAACGUUCUCCCCCCCCCCCCAUUUAAUCCCCACAACAACCCUGUGAGGCUCCAUUUAUGAAUUCAACUAAAAGAGUGGAUUUGAAACUAAUAAUUAUUGGCACUUUAGGUGUAGGGAAGACCUCUCUCCUCCACCGGUAUGUUCACAAGAAGUUUUACGAAGACUAUCGAACCACUCUGGGAGCUAGUAUCCUGACUAAAAUGGUAGUUGUGGACAGCAGCCCGUUGAAAUUGCAGAUUUGGGAUACUGGAGGGCAGGAACGAUUCCGGUCCAUGGUAUCCACAUUCUACAAAGGUUCUGAUGGCUGCAUGCUGGCCUUUGACGUCACAGACAUGGAUUCCUUCCAGUCCUUGGAUGACUGGAGGGAAGACUUCCUACAGAAGGUCAUCCCUAUGGAGCAAGGCUUCCCUAUGGUUGUGCUGGGGAAUAAAAUUGAUUUGAAGGACCGACAGGUGUCCAGGGAGGCAGCUUUGUCCUGGUGCAAAGAAAAGGACAUUCCGUAUUUUGAAGUAAGCGCCAAGAAUGAUAUCAAUGUAGUUCAGGCUUUUGAGACCCUGGCAAGACAAGCACUAUCGAGGUACAAAGGGAUCAUCGAGAACUACCUAACCGAUUCUAUAAAGCUCACUCCUGAAGACCAGCCCAGGACAAAAUGUUGCUGAGAUGUCAUUAAGAAAGGGAUAACUUUUCUACUCUGUCCAAGUCCAAAGCUUGAUGUGUGGAAGAACCGCUGAAGUCUCUCUUAAGUCUUGCCCAUCAGGGCUGGAGGAAGAACUGAAGGGACCCCCCCCCCCCAUUUUCCAGCAAAGAUGGGCAUUACUGACCAUUACUGAGCAUGCUGAUGGAAAUCAGCCUGAAGCAUCUGGGUUACAUUAGCCCAGCAAAAUUGAACUGUGGUUCUGAUCCCUUUGUCCACAAAUUUCUAAGUGGUGCUCGAACUUCAAAGUACCUCCAGGAAAUAACUUGGUUCAUUUGUCUGUUCUCAAUUUAAUGCUGUCUCCCGUGUUUCAUCGUGGUCUCUUUGUUAAGGCAGGUAGGCAGCAGUCAAUCCCUCGAUCUUCAGCCUUUGGUAUCUUACCUGCAAAUACAGCACAUUCCUAUUGUGCUCAACAUAGCACAAUAUGAGCCAAAGCACAGAUCUCAGUGCCUUCUUACUAUGUAUAGAUUGAAUUUACAUCAGAAAUGCAAAACAUUAUGUUUGUUCACCAAAUGUGCAAUAGCACCAGCUGUGUGAAGGUGUUACUAUAGGUACGAGGCUUUUGUAAAAAGUAAUUUUCAGAACAUAGACUUUUUUGUAUGUGCAACAAUACUCCCAAAUAAUAAAAGCCUUUGGGUUCCUUCCCCCCCCC